AUGAAGCGGUCUAUAGCACUCGCCCUCAUCGCUGGAGUAAUUGGAGCUGAUGCACUUCUGCCUUCUCAGAGUCCUCGCUGUCAGCUCACCUUAAUAAAGUCUACUAUUGUGGAUCAAAAAGAAGGAGAAGCAGUUGCUGAAACGAAUGAUGAAGAAUCAUCAUCCAAUAACAACAAGCCAAAGAGCCAAUCGUCGUCGGAAUAUUGGAGAAUCACCUCUUCUACAUUCCAUCCACAAACUCGACCCUUAACGUCUGAAUUGACUGAAGCUAUGGAAAUGAAUAUCCAUCCGAAAGAAUCUCAAGAAGAAUUGGGCAAAGGUUUAAGCAUUGAAUCGGACUGGCGAGAGAAUUGGUACACCUACGAAUCACCAGCAAGUGAUCCCGAUUUGAUUGAUAGUGAUACCGGGUACAGCGAGUACGAGUGCGAAGUGGAAGGAAAGCUACCAGAUGAAUUGCAAGGAACUCUCUAUCGUAAUGGACCUGGCAAAUUCGGGGUGAAUGGAGAACGAGUCCAACAUGUGCUCGAUGCCGAUGCACUGGUUUACAAAAUUGACAUACCAGCACCAGAUAGUUCAGGCCAACGAAAGGUCAAGUUCCUAUCACGCUUCGUAUCGACCCCUCAGUUCGAAGAAGAGCAAAAGGCCAAGAAGUUUCUCUAUCGUGGCACUUUUGGGACCGGGCCAUGUUUCGAAGGGUUAGACUCGAGGGAAAAGAAUGGGCUCAACACGGAUCCCUCCGAGCCUUCGGCCAUUUCUAAAUUUGUUGGUGGAGCCUUUAAUACUGAUAUCAAGAAUUCCGCAAAUACUCAGAUCAUUUCGUUUGGAGGAAAGGUGCUGGCCCUGUUUGAAGCAGGAUUACCCUUUCGUUUGGAUCCAACUACCUUGGAAGCGAUGGGAGAAGAUACCAUGGGCGGGGCAUUGAAAGCCGCAUUACCGGUCAAGCUAGGCAAAGAUUUGGAAGAAUUUGAGCCAGACUUUAUUGGUGGAUCUGCCCACACGGCACACCCACAACGAUGUCCAAAUGGCAACUUGGUCGGCUGGUCUUGGUCACAACUGCCAAUGAGUAAAAGUUUGGAGGUAACAUUCACCGAGUGGGCGGAAGAAAACUUUGACCGAUUGGCAACCUCCACCUUUGAGAUUCCAAACUGUUCCUUGGCACCACACGAUAUGGCCAUUACUGAGAAUUCCAUCAUUUUCAUGAUCAAUGCACUCGAAAUGAACCAGCUCCCAUUCUUGCUGAAUCUCAAAGGCCCCGCUGCCAGCUUGGCCAUGGAUGGUCGCAAAAACGUCAAAGCUUGGAUCUUUCCACGGCCAUCCUCCAAAAAUCAGUUUGAACCAUUUGUGGUCGACGUUCCAGCAUGUUUCUCUAUCCACUUUUCGCAUGGAUACGAAGAUGAAGAGACUGGGAACUUGGUCACCUACUUUUCCGGAUGGCCUCCAUCCGAUUCCAAAGACUUUUUGGGAGCAUGGGGUGGAUUCUGUCCCGAAUUUCGUCAAAUUCCACCAACCUUUCUCUGGAGACUCGAGAUUGAUCCAAAGGAAAAACGAACUGUCUCUCUUGACAUUGCACCAGGAUGCCAUAAUAUUUGUACAGAACACAUGCUAGUGCACCCCAAUUUCAACACCAAGAAAUGCGAGAAUGUCUAUGGAACAGUCUCCAAUGUGAUUGGUGACAGUACACCGCCCAAUGGAUACGUUCGACUGAAGGUAGAAAGCGGCAGCACUGAACAGUUGCAACCUGGAGCACCAAAUGAGGACGUCGAUGCCUAUUGGUUUGGAACACGGUAUUUUACGACCGAGCCCAUUAUUAUUCCCAAGGAUGGAAGUGAUCCCAAUGACGAAGAUGCAGCAUUCCUCUUGGGCGUGGUGCGGGACGCGGCCAAGCAAAAGAACUUCCUGGCUGUGUUCGAUUUGGAGAAAGACUUGAAGGAAGGUCCCGUUGCCAAAAUUUGGAUGCGAUCUGGUGUUCCACACGGAAUCCACGGGUGCUUUGCCAAGGACAGCAAAGGAGGGUCGUCCGUUUUCUGUUAG
Messenger RNA from Cylindrotheca closterium, 2031 nucleotides. Lineage: Eukaryota; Bacillariophyta; Bacillariophyceae; Bacillariales; Bacillariaceae. The record is from the annotation of a GenBank genome assembly.